AUGCCUGAUCAGUUGAGAUAUGACUCUCUCGGGUGCACAACUGGUCCCGAUUCUGAGAUCAAGACUCCGAAUAUUGACACAUUCGCUGCUAGAGGUAGUCUGUUCACGAAUUGUUUCACGCAAGCCUCUGUGUGUUCGCAGUCGAGAUGUAGUAUGUUUACCGGAACAUACCCUCACGUCAGCGGCCAUCGAAGUCUUGAGAAUCUCAUCAAGCCAUGGGAACCAAACAUCUUUCGGAGUUUGAAGGAAUCCGGCUAUCACGUUGCGUGUCUUGCGCCACGAGGCGAUACCUUUGCACCGACUGUCACGGAGCUGAGUCUCAGUGAAUACGGAUUCCUUGAAACACCCGAGUUCACGCCAAAGUUUGCAGGUGGCGGACGAGAAGUUGAUGAGAGCAUUUGGGGACGGUUGUUCUAUCGUGGAUUGAGAGGCGCGGAUAAAGCUUUGGACUAUGAUGAAGCUGUUGUGAGAUCUGCUUUGACGUGGUUGGACUGUCCACCUACGGAUAAGCCAUGGGUUCUGUUUAUGCCUCUCAUCUUCCCGCACUGUCCGUUCCAAGUUGAGGAGCCGUACUUUUCGAUGUAUGAUCGCUCUAAAGUCUCCAGCGUGGAGGCGACGGUCGAUAAGAAGACGGGAUAUGAACCGCGGUAUAUGAAGUCGAUUCGGGAGAAGUAUGGUACGCAUCGUGCGACGGAUGAGAUAUGGAGGGAGAUCAAGGCCACCUAUUAUGGAAUGAUAACACGACUUGACGAUCAGUUCGGAAGAGUUCUCAAGAAGGUUGAUGAGCUUGGUAUUUGGAAAGACACUGUUACGAUGUUCUUCACCGACCAUGGAGAGUAUCUCGGUGACCACGGGCUCAUUGAGAAGUGGCCUUCAGGGCUCUCUGAGACUCUGGUACACGAACCUCUCAUCAUUGGCGGUGCGGGACUGCCAGAAGGAAAGAGGAUCGAUGCUAUGACGGAAAUGGUGGACUUGGUACCGACGAUGCUGGAGACAUCUGGAAUUAGAGAGUCAUUCGCUCACAACGGACUCUCAUGGAUCCCUCUUCUAUGCGGCGAUGCCAAAACACACAAAAAGUACUCUUUCUCUGAAGGCGGCUUCCUUACAUCAGAGGAACCCAUCCUCGAACAGGCGCCAUAUCCUUACGAUCUCAAAGCCGGCCUUCAACACGAAGACACGACUUUAGUUGGAAAAGCCAUCUCACUGCGCGAUGAGAACUGGACCUACGUGUACCGACUGUACGAACCAGCUGAGCUGUAUCAUCGACGUAACGAUCCUCAUGAGCUUCAUAAUCUGGCUCAAGACCCGGAUCAUAAGGAGUUAGCGGAUAAGUAUGAGAAGGCUACGUUGAAGUGGCUCUUGGAGGGGGCUGAUGUUAUGCCUUGGACGAAGGACCCGAGAUUUCCUGAAGUGAACUUGAAGAGUCCGAGGGAGCAGAUGGAGGAGAGACUGAAGCAGGUCAACAGUGAUUAG
Fusarium musae is the source of this 1473-nucleotide messenger RNA. RefSeq lists its product as uncharacterized. The record is from RefSeq and is a predicted model, not a curated record. The transcript has a single exon. Gene Ontology annotation, molecular function: iduronate-2-sulfatase activity. Lineage: Eukaryota; Fungi; Ascomycota; Sordariomycetes; Hypocreales; Nectriaceae. Bases 1 to 1473 code for a protein of 490 amino acids.